GCACUAUUGGUGUCCUCUGCGAGAGAGCACUGAUAGGGGGCUGGCUGUAAAUUGACGUGGCAUGGAAAAUCUCUGCUAGCUUGUAGCAGUUUUAACGUUGCUGCAGAAAUCAAGCCUACUCGAACUAAGUUUAUGGCUUGAAAUCAUGAUGGAUUUGCUAUUUAUAUAUAAAAAAUGAAUGGGAAGUGCCUCCACUUUUUGUUUCGGGAGACAGACUUUUUCUGUAUUUGGAUUUACAGCUCAUAGAAAACAAAAUCAAAGGGAAUCUCUUGGUUACUGUUUUUUGGUGGGUUUUUUUGUUUUGUUUUUAGUGAGAGCAGCAGAUCUCGUUGCUCCCCCCCUCCUUCUCCUGCGAUUUAAUCACUUGCAGAUCUUACCAUGGGGUGCGGACUGAGAAAGCUGGAAGACCCAGAUGAUAGCAGCCCUGGAAAAAUUUUUUCUACAUUGAAGCGACCACAAGUUGAAACAAAGACUGAUUCUGCUUAUGAAUAUGUGUUGCUGGAUUUUACUUUAGAAGCUUCCUCUAAUCCAGAAGUUAUCAGGAUCAGUUCUGUGUUGGAUAUAGCAUCUAAGGUAGAAGAAUAUUACAACAAAGGAUAUGUUGUAGGAGCUGUUCAUCCUAUUCUGCUGCCAAUUGGACAUAGAAGAAAUUUCCCUGCAAGUCACAUGUAUCGGGUGGUACUUUCACGAUUAAAAUUAAGCCAGAAGCAUGCAGCACCCAGAGGACAAAGGAACCCCAGGCUAGUGAUUGAGGAAUGUCCUUUAACAUGUGAAACACUGACAAAUGAGGUAGUGAAAGAACUGUUAGAAAAGGUUAAUGAAACAGCUAAAAGAGGAAGGAAGUUUGUGGGAUUUGUAACACAACAUUUUCCUCAAAUUAAAGCCUGUAAUGGAGCAAGCACAGAUGGGAAUGCAGAGCUGGAAUCGACGCUGGGCAGAAGAAAUAGGGAACACAGAAGAAAAAGUUCCGAUGAUGACUAUAGAAACUGGAAUGAAAAGUCACUGUGUGAUAACCUAUCUGAGAGUGGGAAUGAAGAGGAAAUGCAAGCAGAUAGCGGACUGUUACAGGAUGCAGAUUUCCAGUUUGGAAAAGAAGUCAGCCCUAUUAAACCACGAAAAGGAAAUGACAAGCUUUAUACAGUCUUCAAUGUUUUUGAUGAUGACUCUACCUGCUGGACCUAUCAUGAAGGCACCUUGUCCAUGAAAGUAACAAGAAAGGGACCAGUUAUCAGUACACUGGAAGCAGACUGGCUAGAACUAACCACAUUUUAUUACAAACAAGGAUUAUCUUUAAUUGAUUCUUUUGUACACUGGGAAAUUUCUAAAGGCGACCAUUUGCCCAGAUCUUUAGAAGGAUUAUUUAUCUAUGAAGAAGAAGGUUCUGGGGUUCCAGGUUCCAGCAGGAAAGGAAAUGAUGCAAUUGUUGUUGAACAAUGGACAGUCAUUGAGGGGUGUGAAGUGAAAACAGAUUAUGGACCUCUACUGAACACGUUGGCUGAGUUUGGAUGGCUCCUGACCUGUGUGCUGCCUACACCUAUUGUACGACAUGACAGUGAAGGAAAUCUGGCCACAAAGCAAGUUGUUUUUCUUCAGAGACCUGUUGUAUGGAAUUCUGCUGUCCAGACACCAGAGAAGAAAUCCUUGAAGCAAGUUACUGGGGAGGAAAAAGGCAAAGCUGCUAGCAGAAGUGUUGGAUUAGACCCUGCUCCUUCUCACCCUGUAGAAAUUGGACAACCACCUGAUGAGUUUCACCUGUCUCCUUCUAAACAAUGCUGUGUCAAAGAGGCCUCCUCCCACUAUGGGGGUUUCUCAGGCUUCGGUAGCAGCGAUGGAGCAUUAAGGGAGCUGGAUGAUGGACAAUUUGACCAGGAAGAUGGAGUCACUCAGGUCACAUGUAUGUGAUCAAGUAAGUAACUGCAUCAGAUGGACGUGUACAUAAUUCACACAAGUGUAAAACAGUGUACUUCUUUCAUUGCAUUGGUGUAAGCUUACGACUUUUCCCAGACUCAUUUUGUGUUGGUGUCUGUUUCUUUGUUAUGCUAAUCCUACUGUAGUAAUAAUACUACUGCAAAAUAAUUCGGCUUCCUGUCUGUCUUCAGUAGAAUAACUACCUAAAUGGGUGCUCUGCUGCUUGUUGUUAAUAUUUUUAAUAAAUAGGAAAACAGAAGCUGCAAAAAAAGAAAAAGAAAUGACAUUUUGUGCUCUGUAAGAGAGAAAGGAAUGUGGAUGCUGAGCAUUUUCCACAAGCUGGAGGACUGGUUAUUGCCUGUUUUUUUUAAUUACUGUUUUUUAAGACUUGUAAAUAUGAGGGGGGGGGGAAGAAUUAUCUGCAUUUUGUUAUGUUUUCACUUUACUUUUCACUUGCUCUGCCUGAACUCAAAAGCCUGGAGAAAUGCAAGUCGUAUGCUAUAGAGGGUUGAUUUAAGCUGUCUUCAGCCUGCUAUGUACAGAAGAUUUCUGAAGGCUGUAGGCAGACGUUGGUUCUUGUAAUACAAUCUCACCUACGCAGGAUUUGCUGAGGUCCCAUGUUCCAAGCUAUCUCAGUAUAUCACUUUGUAUAUGAAAAUGGCAUGAUAUAUUCAUGACUUAAUAUGAGUGGAAAUGCAGAACCUUGCCACUUAAGUCGGGUAACUUGCAUUCUGUGAAGUAGUUUGAGGGGCUGUAUAUGAAACACUGACAGCGAGGUGCACAGUGACAGUGAUGAUAUGCAUUGGGGAAGAAGUAGACAAUGUUACAUGAGACCUGAUACAAAAACGCUGACAGAUUAUAUAUAUAUAUAUUCUAAAAAUUCCUUGCUAACUGAAUAUCACACUGGAUAAACUAUAUCCAACUGCAUCAGAUACCGUGAAUGCUGCUCAGGGGCAAGAUGGAAGUUCCUGGGAUUCCAUCCUUACUGUAGAGAUGAGCUCUGAUGGGCUCUUGUAAGGAGAGGCGCGCACAGGAAUUGGUUUGAUGUUCAGCUUCCUUCAAAGCUGCUCUGCCACUACAGUUGGGAGAAAGUCAAAAGCCACAAGAAAAGAAAUUCUAAUUUAUUUAUUUUCUUUCCUCAGAUCAGUAUUGGCAUUUUUACAUAGUAUACCAUAACUUAGUUACUGCCUGUGCUGUCUGUAAGAAGUUGAGACUAAUGGAAAUCUAAAGGCUUAAUUUUUAAAAAAACCUAAGAGCAAAGCUAAAGAAAGAUGUUUAGUCCUGUUGCAAGUUAUUUUUCUGGGGUGACACUGACAGCUUUCUCACUUGUCUGAGGUUUGUUGUGGGAGCUUGAAAUGGUGUCGUUUUGGAGUUAUUUCCCAAUUUCACUGUAGAAAAGAGCAGCUCUAACAACUGUUUGCGAGAGAGGUUUUCUUCUCCCUGUCCAUAAAUCCUGGAACUGGAGACAGCCCGUGAAUUACUCUUAUUUUCCUGUUGCACACUGCUGACAAGUGCAGCUUCUUUCUCUCAUUUGUGUUUCUUAGCAAAAAUGGUGGCAGUUUAGCAAAGUAGCUCUGAAUGUGACUGUUGUAAGAGCCAAAUCCAUGCCGCUGGAGUAGCAAGAGCACUGUGCACAGUGUGGGGCUGCAGGAGGGCUGCAGAAGAACCUGGGGUAGCAGGCACAGUAAGAAAUGCAGCCUUGUCAAUGUCUCUCCCUGCUUUCCCACUGGCAUCUUGAGCUCUCAGAUGUGGGGCACAAACCUCGUGUUCUUUCCAUCUGGGACAACGUGCAGGGGAUCUCCCUGCUGAAGGGGAGAGUGGUGGCUGUGUGCCCCCACCCAGCGCUGUCAUCUAAUGCAGCCCGCUGAGUUGUGGCCCUGGAAGAGCAGGCAGCUCCUCUAUGGUGCUACACGUGUGGAAAAUCUGUCUCUGGCAGAAUGCUAAAUAAUUUCAGCAUAUUAAAAAUGGGACAGCUGUUGGUCUUCUGCAGCUUGGAAUAUGAUGCUGUACUCCUGAAACUGUUUUUCAGAAGUUAUCCAAAAAAGCCCACAGUACUCUCGCAUGUGUGCCAUUAAUUUUAACUGCUGGUGGUUCUCCAUACAAGUCAAACUUGUAAAAAGCAGCAGAAUUUGGUCCAAAAAACUGGCAACAUACGUUUAAAAGCUUUCUGCGUGUUUCAGAAAAAAUUACCCCUUAUAAAGGACUACCACAUUAGUUAACAUUAAUGAAUCUUAAAACUAAAUCGCAACUAUUUAUGUUAUGACAUGUAAAGCACUAACUUAAAUGCAGCCACUAUUUCCAAAGUGCAUUUAUUGGAUAAAAAGAAUCAUUUAACUUUUAAUGGAGGUCUUUUCUUCCCACCAGGUGGUGAGAAUGCAGAAAAGUCCAACGAGUAUCCAGAUGCUUUUUCUAAAAGAGCUUCUCCCAUAUGAUUGAUGGGAUAUAAACACAGGAGAUUCCAUUUUUGCAAGAGAGCAGUCUGGAUGUCCACCAGUCUAUUCUGGAAUAUUCCCAUUUUUUAGCAAGAGAAGCUUUUCUUAAACAGGCUACUAAAAAGGAACGUGGCUCUGUUUCAGAGUUGUCAAUGUACUUCAGUCCUCACUCUUGAGUCUCAAUACGUUCUGAUUGUGCUGCAAACUUCUGUAAAUUUAUUGAUAUGUAAAUAUGCUAAAUUUCUUUCUCUGAACUCAUUUAGCAAUGGGUAUUCAGUUAAGGACAGAAUGGUUUAUUUUCAUUUGGUUUAUAAUGCCAUUUGUCUCACAGGGCACAAAGUUGCCCCUUCUGCAGUAAUGUUUAUCUAGAUUGUCUUCUAGUUUUCUGCUGUCUUUCACCUCACAGGGCUACAUUUAGGUUCUGUACUGGAAACCAACCAAAUACAAUUCUUCACCUGGAAAAAAAAAAGUUUCCUGCCAGAUUGCAGGAGAGAUAUGUGUAAAGGGAAUGGCAUGGAGAGAGCAGCAAAAGAUUAAGUUCCUCAGCACAUUUUUUUUAAUACAAGAGCUAAAGGGAAUAAUGGAAAUGGUAAGUAGUAAGGUUUGAAACAAGUAUUUAUUCAGCUGGCUGUGCAACUCCUGCUGCAGGAUGUUGUACAUAAAGCUACGUGAAUCUAAAAGGUGACUGAAAAAUUCCUGAAAGGAAAAAACACACUCAGUUCUCUUUGAAAGUCGCUGAACCACAAACACGUGGUCUAAUUAGUCCUUAGACUUACUAUUCUUCAUCUCUGGGAGAGCUGGACUGAGUUGGCCUGUUGUAGAAGGGUAGCAGAGAGUGGUUUCCUGCUGCAAGACCUUUUAAAAACAGAGGAAAGGGUUUGUUCGGUCCGUAUGAAGGCUGCAUGUGAAUGACCUAAAGAACACAGAAUCAACCCACCUUGGGUUGGGUUGGGGCACAAAUGCUGAAAUAUCUGAAAAUGCUUCUAAAACAAAAGACAGCUUUCAGAACUUUUAAUAACAGAGAUUUUCCAGCUCAUUUGAAGAAGUGAAAAGGAGAGGGUGCGUUUUCUGUAGAGGGGAUUCUAAUUGAAGCUACGUGUUUCGUUAUGCUCUUACGCAAAUUAGAGCACUGAGGUGUGCCAUUCCUAAUGUUGUACAUUACUAGCACCUUUUUUCUGUUAAUUCAAAGUUUGUAAAGCAGAAGAGCUGUGAGGGAGGGUAAGACUGUUGGUAAGUUUUCUUUAAAUGCUCCUGUUAGUAAAAUUCUUUACAUACACUUAUGUACACUGCUCAGUCUUCAUUUUACAAGAAUGUCUUUUAUGUAUUUCAUUAUCUUAGGCCUUUUUAUUGAAUCAAAGCACGAAUACAAUCUCCAACAAAAAAAAAAACUCACAAAUUUGUUCUCCAGUGUGGCUUCAACUGUGUGUUUAGUAGAGUCCCUCACCUGUAUGUGGCAACACAAAUGCCCUAGAGCUGUUAGAAAACACGGAGAUGGAAAGCCACUAAUGCUCUUCCUAAAGCACUGCAAAAGACUGUUUGUAGUUCAAGUCUUAAACUGUUUGGAUAGGAAAUGCUUUUAAAAGUGUUUGCAAACCAGGAGAAAUAGUCUGUUAAAAACAAAAAUGCUGUGCCCUGCUCAUACUUAUCCCAACAAUUUUUUUUUACAUACCUCAAUAAACUGCUGCUUAACUUCUGUUUCUGUUCUAUAAAAUGCAGUGUUUUUUGUGUAAUGUUAAAUUCCUUUUUAUAUAUCUGAGAGGAAGCUUCUCACCAUUAAAAGCACUUACCAAAUCA
Molecule: messenger RNA, 6134 nt
Organism: Lagopus leucura (white-tailed ptarmigan)
Lineage: Eukaryota; Metazoa; Chordata; Aves; Galliformes; Phasianidae
Gene: RFTN2
Product: raftlin family member 2
Exons: 9
Coding region: 379-1902 (507 amino acids)
Source: RefSeq, a predicted model, not a curated record